Molecule: messenger RNA, 702 nt
Organism: Prorocentrum cordatum
Lineage: Eukaryota; Dinophyceae; Prorocentrales; Prorocentraceae
Source: the annotation of a GenBank genome assembly
AUGGCCGCCUGGCCGCAGCCCGCGGACGCGGACACCCUCCGCAUCUGCGUGGCCACCGACACCCACAUCGGGUACAUGGGCAAGGACAACGUGCGGAAAAACGACGCGCUGAACACAUUCGAGGAGGUCUUACAGAUUUGCCGUGGGAGUUCUGCAGACUUGAUUCUUCACGGUGGCGACCUCUUCCACGAGAACAAACCGCAGCGUGGUUGCCUGUACAAUGCCAUGGAGCUGCUUCGUCGGUACUGCCUUGGCCCCGGCGACGUGGGCUUCCAGGUUGUCAGCGGCCCCGAGAUGUUUCGACGAGGAUUGGUGAAUUAUGAGGACCCGAACAUGAAUGUGGACAUGCCGAUGUUCAUGAUCCACGGCAAUCAUGACGACCCAGGUGGCGAUAGCAACCUCUCUGUUGCGAACCUUCUGGAGGUAGCCAGCUUGGUCAAUUAUUUUGGUCGUGCCGAGAACCUUGAGAACAUAGUGGUGAAGCCAGUUCUCUUGCAGAAAGGGCAGACCAGGGUCGCCAUUUUCGGGGUGACGGAUAUGGCCUCGGAAAUAUCCGUGAUGAAAGACUGCACCGUGCUUUACAAAAUCGCGCUGUCCGCUUUGAGACACCGGAGAAUGUGGAGCAGUGGUUCAACAUCAUGGUGCCGGACGGAUACUUCACCAGAAUCGGCACAAGGGCAACAAGGGUGGCGUGCCGAAUAA